AUGCCUUCUGCAGACAGAAAACCCCGAACACUUUACGACAAGGUUUUUCAGGACCACAUCGUUCAUGAGCGAGAUGAUGGAACAAUUCUAUUAUAUAUCGAUAGACAUCUCGUCCAUGAAGUCACAUCACCGCAAGCGUUUGAGGGAUUGAGGAACGCCAAGCGAAAUGUGCGGAGACCAGAUUGUACUCUGGCCACUACUGAUCAUAAUGUGCCCACUACGCCCCGCAAGAACUUCAAGAACGUGGGACAAUUCGUCGAGGAGGCUGACUCCCGCACACAAUGCCUCACCCUGGAAGAGAACGUCAAGGCGUUUGGCUUAACCUACUUCGGCUUGGGCGACAAGCGCCAGGGCAUUGUACAUAUUAUAGGCCCAGAGCAAGGCUUCACUCUGCCCGGGACCACUGUAGUCUGUGGUGACAGCCAUACAUCUACACAUGGAGCCUUUGGAGCCUUGGCUUUCGGUAUCGGCACCAGCGAAGUUGAACAUGUACUCGCGACACAGACGCUGAUUACGAAGCGAAGUAAGAACAUGAGGAUACGAGUGGACGGUGCGAUACCACCAGGGGUCAGUAGCAAGGACAUAAUUCUUCACGCCAUCGGUGUAAUUGGCACUGCAGGUGGAACUGGUGCAGUCAUCGAGUACUGCGGAUCAGCUAUACGAGGGUUGAGCAUGGAGGCUAGAAUGUCAAUUUGCAAUAUGUCCAUUGAAGCAGGGGCAAGAGCCGGAAUGAUAGCGCCAGACGAGACUACAUUCAAAUAUCUGCAGGGAAGGCCAUUGGCGCCAAAAUUUGACAGCCAGGAAUGGAUGAAGGCCGUCAAAUACUGGUCAAGUCUCAAGACCGACGAAGGCGCGACUUUUGAUGAAGACGUUUUUAUCGAUGCUAAGGAGAUCAUUCCGACGGUAUCUUGGGGAACUUCGCCACAAGAUGUUGUUCCUAUCACCGGCGUCGUGCCGAACACUGAUGACUUUCCCACGGAACCAGCAAGGGACAGUGCAAGACGUGCGCUCGAAUACAUGGGGUUAACGCCUGGCACACCCAUGGAGAAUAUAGAAAUCGAUAAGGUAUUCAUCGGCUCUUGUACUAACUCGAGGAUCGAGGAUCUUCGAGCCGCUGCUCGCAUCGUUGAUGGCAAAAAGAUUGCGCUAAACAUCAAAAGGGCCAUGGUUGUCCCUGGCUCUGGUCUUGUGAAGAAGCAAGCUGAGUCUGAGGGUCUCGAUAAAACAUUCAUUGAUGCCGGGUUCGAAUGGCGGGAAGCCGGCUGUUCUAUGUGUCUGGGCAUGAACCCAGAUAUCCUCUCCCCAAAGGAACGUUGUGCAAGCACCUCAAACCGAAACUUUGAGGGCCGCCAGGGUGCUGGCGGCAGGACCCAUCUCAUGUCACCAGUCAUGGCGGCCGCUGCCGCAAUUGUAGGCAAAUUAGCAGAUGUUCGAAAAUUAGUAGACGAGAACGUUUCACCAGCAAAGGCUCAUCCGAAGGUGCAGCUUGGCCCUGAAGUCUCUGACACUGAUACCGACGACGAUCUGGAGCGUCUACUCGAUUUACCAGAGCACAGCCAGCCUCAUGCCAAUAGCGCCACUGCAAGUUCCUCAGGGGGCCAGCCAAAAUUCAGUACAGUAAGGGGCAUAGCGGUGCCCAUGGAGCGGUCGAACGUUGACACAGACGCGAUAAUCCCCAAGCAAUUCUUGAAGACGAUAAAGCGCACCGGUCUUGGGACGGCUCUUUUCUACGCUCUCCGUUUCAAUGAAGAUGGUACCGAGAAACCUGACUUUGUCUUAAAUAAGGAACCGUACAGGCAUGCCAAGAUACUUGUGGUUACAGGACCAAACUUUGGCUGUGGUAGUUCUCGUGAGCAUGCGCCAUGGGCAUUGCUUGAUUUCGGAGUCACAUGCAUUAUCGCUCCCUCAUACGCUGACAUAUUUUUCAACAAUACCUUCAAAAACGGCAUGCUACCGCUGGCUAUCCCGGACCAAAAUACCCUACUCAAGAUUGCUGAAGAGGCCAAGGCAGGCCGUGAGAUUGAAGUCGAUCUUCCAAAUCAACGAGUCAAUGAUGCUUCGGGAAACAAGCUGGCUGACUUCGAAGUUGAAGAAUUCCGGAAACACUGUUUGGUUAAUGGUCUUGAUGACAUUGGCUUGACCAUGCAAAUGGAUGACAAGAUCAGGAGUUUCGAAGACAGGCGAUCGAUUGAUACGCCCUGGCUCGAUGGGAGUGGCUAUCUGAAAAGAAGUAAUAGGAAUGGUCCUGUCAAGGUGGAGGCUGCACCGGUACCAAAGACCAACAGAGGAGAGCUGCUUGAAGAACCUUUGGAGUGGUAG
Molecule: messenger RNA, 2319 nt
Organism: Letharia columbiana
Lineage: Eukaryota; Fungi; Ascomycota; Lecanoromycetes; Lecanorales; Parmeliaceae
Exons: 4
Coding region: 1-2319 (772 amino acids)
Biological process (GO): L-leucine biosynthetic process
Cellular component (GO): 3-isopropylmalate dehydratase complex
Molecular function (GO): 3-isopropylmalate dehydratase activity; 4 iron, 4 sulfur cluster binding
Source: RefSeq, a predicted model, not a curated record